Molecule: messenger RNA, 1427 nt
Organism: Clarias gariepinus (North African catfish)
Lineage: Eukaryota; Metazoa; Chordata; Actinopteri; Siluriformes; Clariidae
Gene: polr3d
Product: polymerase (RNA) III (DNA directed) polypeptide D
Exons: 9
Coding region: 120-1259 (379 amino acids)
Biological process (GO): transcription by RNA polymerase III
Cellular component (GO): RNA polymerase III complex
Molecular function (GO): DNA binding
Source: RefSeq, a predicted model, not a curated record
CGCUAACUACACAUUUGAUCCGGAAGUGCUGAGUGUUUUGACUGAAUAAUAAACAGAGAGUUUGGUUUUCGGAUGCGUUUGAAGAGUUUCAGCGAGCAGGAGAAUAAAUCUGAGUAAAGAUGGCGACCCCAGGCUCCGGCGACUCCUCGUCGAACCCGAGGCCCGCGGCUGGAGGUCGCGGCUCGAUGCUGAACCUCAGGACACCCGGGCGCCUUCCUGCCAUGCGCUCCAGAGACCUGACGCUGGGUGGCGUGAAGAAGAAAACGUUCACGCCCAACAUCAUCAGUCGAAAGAGUAAAGAAGAACUAAAAGUAAACGAGGGACCCAGGAGAGAGAGGAAGGACGCGGAUCGCGGGCGACAGCGAGAUGGGCGGGGCAGGGGGCGGGGACGACCGGAGGUCAUCCAAUCCCACUCUAUCUUUGAGCAGGGCCCGGCGGAAAUGAUGGCCAAGAGGAGAGGUGUGUAUGAGGACACGCGCGAAACGCCCAACAGCGCCCCCUGUCCCAUCAUCAACAUAAAGAAGGAGAAGCGAGAGACGGAAGAGGAGACCAAAGAGAUCCUGCGCAAACUGGAGAGAGACAAUUUCAUGGACGACCCGCAGCUGAGGAACGAAGCGCGCUGCUGUCCCGUGCAGCUUCCACUGGCCGUGUCCGGCUGGGUGUUUAAAGAAGAGCCCGAGGAAGACGCCGAAGACCAAGAAGUCAAAGUGGAGAAGAGUGCAGAGGAUUCUGUUACAGUAAAACAGGAGCCUCCCGACGUCCCUGUGAUAAAGAAGGCGGAGCCGACAUUUAAGCCGCCACCCCUUCCCGAACCCGACCUGCUGCCUGACCUGCUGCAGGUGUGGAAUCGCUGCAAAGAGGAGGAGCUUCUGUUCAUGCAGCUUCCUGAUUCGCUCCCGGGCCAACCGCCCACCAGCGACGCCCGGCCCGCCAAGACCACCGUGCAGUCCGAGGACGGGCAGAACCUGCUGCAGAAGACUGAAGGACAGGAGGAGGCUGAGGAGGAGAACGUUUGUAAUCUGAGGGAUCUGCAGGAGGGUCUGGUGGGUCGCUUGUUGGUGAGGAAGUCAGGACGAGUGCAGCUGGUGUUGGGGAACGUCACGCUGGAUGUGGCUCUGGGGACGUCCUGCUCCUUCCUCCAGGAGUUGGUGUCAGUGAGCACAGAGGGCAGGAGAGGAGACAUGACCGUACUGGGCCACAUUAAACACAAACUGGUCUGCUCACCCGACUUCGAGGCGCUCCUUCAGAACAGAGCUUGAGUGUGUGUGUGUGUGUGUGGGUCUAUCUACAUCAGCUUCCUGUCUUCAGUUUACAAAGCGGGUGAAAAACUUUAGCUUUAUAAUUAUUUUGAAACACUGUAUAAUCUGUAAAUAGAAUUUGACAUUAUGUGAUGUCUCGCGAUUAAAGAAUUAAAAAUGUUAAAUUAA